UGCCCAUCCAUUGGCUGGUGCGUAUAUAUAUCCCACAAUGCAUUGCUAUGACACUUCCUUUUUCCUUUCGGCCAUUUCCUCCCGUGUAGGGCAGUAGGCAGCCAUGGCUCCCAGCCGCAAUGGGAUGAUCCUCAAUCCUCAUUUCCACAAAGACUGGCAGAAAAGAGUGCGCACUUGGUUCAACCAGCCAGCCAGGAAACUCCGCAGGCGAAAGGCUCGUCAAGCUAAGGCUCGUCGCAUUGCUCCCCGUCCUGUAGCUGGACCAUUGAGGCCACAAGUCAGAUGUCCCACCAUUAGGUACCACACCAAGGUUCGUGCCGGACGUGGCUUCACACUUGAGGAACUUAAGGCAGCUGGUAUCCACAAAAAGACGGCACGCACCAUCGGCAUUGCUUUUGACCCUCGUCGUCGUAACAGAUCCACAGAGUCUCUUCAGGCUAAUGUGCAGCGCCUAAAGGAGUACCGGUCCAAGCUCAUCCUCUUCCCCAGGAAGGCUUCUGCCCCUAAAAAGGGUGACAGCACUGAGGAGGAACUGAAGAUGGCUACUCAACUCACUGGUCCAGUCAUGCCCAUCAAAACUGUGUACAAGAAUGAGAAGGCCCGGGUGAUUUCUGAGGAUGAGAAGAACUUCAAGGCUUUUGCUAGCUUGCGUAUGGCCCGCGCUAAUGCUCGUCUGUUUGGCAUCCGUGCCAAGAGAGCUAAAGAGGCAGCAGAACAGGACGUGGAGAAGAAAAAGUGAAAAUAGUUGCACAACUUUACAAAAUAAAGUGUCAAAAAGAUU
This is a messenger RNA of Thalassophryne amazonica, 781 nucleotides long. It is a transcript of the gene rpl13, whose product is annotated as ribosomal protein L13. The record is from RefSeq and is a predicted model, not a curated record. Gene Ontology annotation, cellular component: ribosome; cytosolic large ribosomal subunit. Gene Ontology annotation, biological process: translation. Bases 104 to 739 code for a protein of 211 amino acids. Gene Ontology annotation, molecular function: structural constituent of ribosome; RNA binding. The transcript is spliced from 6 exons. NCBI's taxonomy places the organism in Eukaryota, Metazoa, Chordata, Actinopteri, Batrachoidiformes, Batrachoididae.